Ciona intestinalis (vase tunicate) is the source of this 3605-nucleotide messenger RNA. RefSeq lists its product as uncharacterized. Gene Ontology annotation, cellular component: plasma membrane. The record is from RefSeq and is a predicted model, not a curated record. Gene Ontology annotation, molecular function: G protein-coupled peptide receptor activity; protein binding. Gene Ontology annotation, biological process: hormone-mediated signaling pathway; activation of adenylate cyclase activity; adenylate cyclase-activating G protein-coupled receptor signaling pathway. NCBI's taxonomy places the organism in Eukaryota, Metazoa, Chordata, Ascidiacea, Phlebobranchia, Cionidae.
UGUAAAUGAAAGCGUGGCUGUUUCUUAUUAAUAAUACACUGGGUAAAAACCUACAGUCGGGUAAUAGCACUGGUGGUCGAAUCUUAGAAACAGAAGAAAUUGUUUUAAACAAAUCAAGUUGUCCUGCAGUUUACCGAUUAAUUGAUUGACUGAUUUGUAUAUUAUGCUCGACGUGGAUGUGACGUUUAAAAAACGAGUACUUACUUUUUAAUGUUUAACGUAAUAGCUAGCAAUGAAAGGUUUAGUCGUAAGUGUAAACAAACUGAACCCCUUGAUGUUUUUUGAACUGAUAGGCUGACCUUAUGUAAACUUAUAAAUAAUAGUUGUUACUGUUUUCAGAAAAAAAAAGAUUUUUGCCGUUUGAUUUUAACGUUUAUAUAGUUGUACCAAAUAUGAAACUAACAAUAUUAAUCCUCAUUUGUUUUCUGAAAGUUUCGGUUUCGCAAGAAGUUCUUUUACCAGGUGAAACUGAAUGCGACUGUCAACGUGAGAAGCAAUUUUGCUCCAGAAGCGGGGAAAGAGUGCGUGGUAUAUACACAGAUACACAAAGGUGUAACGGUCAUAACGACUGUGGGGAUUGGAGCGAUGAAAGAAACUGCAGUCAUGUCUGUAAAUCUCACAACGAAACGGCGUGCGAGUGCCAUCUAAACGGGACAUGCGAUAUCAGUAACUACGUUUAUUACUGGCCGUGUUUUAGUGAAGCAAGAAGAUGCAAUGGGAAAAACGAUUGCGGUGAUUGGAGCGACGAAAGAAACUGCACACGUAUUUGUGCGAGUCAUGAAACCGAGUGUGCUUGUAAUGCGAAUGGAGGUACUUGCCCAAAGUUUUGGGGUUACCAUAAACACUGUUACAAGAACAAGUAUAAAUGCGAUGAUGAUCGAGAUUGUGAAGACUUUUCUGAUGAGACCAACUGCACUUGUGGAACGGAGAGUGUUAAGUGCGGGUGCAUACUGAAUCCCAACAACUGUACUUCGGGUCUCGGAUGCGUUGAAAUUAAAGAUCUUUUCGAUGGAAAGCAACACUGUAAAGAUUUUUCUGACGAAUCAUGUGAGAUUAUAAAAGUAAACACCAGAAGAACUGUUCCCUAUUAUUACCCACAAUCCAAAGAGGUCAUCGUUACAAGUGCUUUCCUUUGCCAUAAUGCAUCAAGUUAUGAUUACAUUUUGAAGUUAAACAAAACACGCCCCAAGGGCAGAAGCUGUAAACACAUCGACUUUUAUUCACCCGAUACGUUCACAUAUACUGAAACCAAAUGGGUCUGUUCCUAUACUUAUUAUAUCAGGAACGGUUUCAUUCAAUGUGAGGAUAAGGGUUGGGUUAUUGGCCCGAAUUUGUGCAAUGGCUUUUCUGAUUGCGCAGACGGCACAGACGAACUGUACGAUGUCCCUGGCUUUAAAUGCAGAGCAGUAAACGAUUAUCAACAACAUAAACCGUCGUGUGUUCUCCCACAAAAGAACCUUCGUAACAAUAACUCGUAUUGUGAGGAUAAAUCUGACAUUUGCUACGUCGAUGGGAAGUUGAAAUGUUUCCAGUGCUUGGAUAAGAAACUGUUGUUGUCACCCAUGCAGGUUUGUGAUGGUGUUGUCGACUGUUAUGAUGCGUCUGAUGAGUGCUUAUGCGAAAACCAGACAAUAUGUAAAGAGGUUUUGGGAGAAUCUAAAGAGGUCUGUCCGAUCGGGCAGAUAUUAUGUAGCGGUGAGUGCCUUCCAAACGAACAAGUUACUUGCAACAAAUCGCUUAACUGUGGUGGGGGGUCAAAUACAAAGUACUGCAGCAAACCGAACGCAGAUGACACAGUUGUACGAAACGGUACUGGUCAUAUUUUCUGCCCGACAGACAGAUUAGGUACAAUCUAUACAAACGCAACCAUGUGUGACGGGAUUCCCGAAUGUUACAAUAGGGAAGAUGAAUGCGACGUAGGUUGUCCAAAUCAGACACAUUUUUGCGACUUUUCUAUACGAUGUCACCAGAAGCAAGCUACUUCAAUUUGGGAAAAACGUGGUCAGCUUUUUCUACAUAAAAGGCAAUACUGCGAUGGUAUUCCAAUAGUUUACUACGAUAUCUGUAGCACGGGUUUCGAUGAGGUAAACUGCCCAGGUCGUUAUUAUUGCCAUAACAAAACCGAUUUAUUGUUUAGCAUCGGAGAAUCUUUGCUUUGUGAUGGAGUUCCCGACUGUAAUGAUGGAUCGGACGAAUGGGAGUCAAUUUGUUCAGCUUCUCGAUUUUACUGCAAGAACAAACAACCGCUUUCAGUUUCAAGAGACCGAGUAGAAAAUGGGAUCAAAGAUUGUAGCGAUGGUAGCGAUGAAUGCCCGCCUGUAAGCUCAAUAAACCAUGUGUUUUCAUCUCCAUUUGAAAUGAUAGGAAUUACCUUCUUUAGAGUCAUUUUCUGGGUGAUGGGGUUUAUAGCACUGCUUGGGAACAUUGUAGUUUUUACAGCUUCAGUGUUAGAGCUGAAGACCGGCGUGAAUUCGGACCCGGUUAAAACGUCGUUUCUUACGUUUCUAAUAAAUCUCUCUGUUUCUGAUUCGCUGAUGGGAAUUUAUCUGAUAGCAAUAUCGGGAGUCGGGGUCCAGUUCACCGGAAGUUACUGUCACCAUGAUGCUCACUGGAGAAGUAGCAGUCUUUGUUCUUUUCUUGGAACACUUGUAAUUAUUUCGACCGAGGUCUCAGCGCUUAUAAUGGCGUCAAUGGCUACGUUUCGACUCGCCUCCGUCUAUUUUCCUAUUAAGAUGAUAAAUGCAAAACAAAUAAGCUACGUUAUCCCAUCUGCUUGUGCUUGGGUGAUUGGCGUAUUGUUGGCUUGUAUCCCAUCAAUGAGCCAAUCAGGCUACUUUGUCAAUACACUAUGGUUCCCGAACUAUUUUUUCGCAAAACAAGAGGUCCCGAAAAGUAAAGUUGUUUGGCUUGCCAAUAGGGCAUCACAAUUUGUGGUUAAUGCAACAGCACCCAAAGAUUGGUUAGAGGUUAAAGACACGGUGACCAAGGUGUUCAAGGAGCUUGAAUUAAAGGGAGAGUUCGGAUACUUCAGCGCUACGAGCGUGUGCAUGCCGAAGUUGUUUGUGAAAACUGAAGGCGACGAAGCGUGGGAGUACUCAACGUUUCUUAUUGUUUUCAACUUCAUCCUGUUUAUCUAUAUUGCUCUCGCAUACGCUUGCCUGUUUCGUAGAAGUAACGCCGUCAUAAAGGGGAGCAAUAAGAAGUCUAAAAAGUUGCUACAGACCGUUUCCAUAAUGAUCUUGUGCAAUUUUUGUUGUUGGAUCCCGAUUUGCUUGAUGGCUUUCGUUAGUUUAUCUGGUGUACAACUUGACAACAUUGUUUAUGUCAUAAGUGCCGGCAUAUUACUUCCCAUUAACAGUGUGUUAAACCCUAUUAUAUAUUCCAAAGUCGCACUCACUACCAUUCGAAGGUUAUUCGAAAAACAAAGAAAAACUUUUACUUCGCAAUAACCCGGUGUGUGUCGUGUAUAAUAACUCAGUUAUAUUUUUUCCUUCUGUUCGUGUUUAUCCGUAGUAAAAAGAACUACAAAUGACAUUAAUACAUGGCCAGUAUAUGCAUUGACAAAAUUACUUAACACAAUAAGGUAAUUCCCCGUGACUAAGAAC